Molecule: messenger RNA, 3807 nt
Organism: Thlaspi arvense
Lineage: Eukaryota; Viridiplantae; Streptophyta; Magnoliopsida; Brassicales; Brassicaceae
Source: the annotation of a GenBank genome assembly
CCCAGCGAUUUCAAAUCUUCCCCCUGAGCUCCGUCGGCGAUACUCUCUCCGGUGCCGUCGUCUUCUUCCCGUUGCACAUUUACCAUUUUGCCAUGUCUGCACCUGCUAAAAAGAGUUCUACAGAAGCUCAGGAGAAAGAUCUAAUGCUCGACAAAGACAUGGAAAAGGAUACAUGGAACUUCAAGUCUAUCACAGAUGAUGACCCAAUGGAUUUUGGCUUUGAGUCACCAGCAAAUAAGAAGAAAAAUGCCUUCAAGCUGGAUAUGGGUUUUGAUCUGGAUGGAGAUUUUGGAAAUUUUAAAAUGGACAUGCCAGACUUUGAUUUCUCAAGCCCAGCCAAGAAAACCACAAAAACGAAAGAAAGCUCUGAUGAUAAAUCCAAUGGAAAUUUAAAACAGAAAAAGAAUCUGUUUGCCUUCUCUUAUGAUUUUGAUGGGUUAGACGACUUUGAUCUUGAUUCAAGCCCACCGAAGAAGGAAGGCAAGAAAACGACCAAGGACUUGAAUUGCGAAAAAAAAUUAGCUAGAAGUAAUAGUGGCAAGUCAGAAUCUUUGGACUUUGGUCCAGACUUGCCGAUAACUAAACAAGCUGCCUCCAUGGCAAAUACAGAUGUCAAGGCAAAAGCUUCAGCUGAAAAAGAGAAUCAAAAUUCCAAGAUUACAGAUGCUAUGGUUGUUGAUAGUAGCACACCCUUAAAGCAAGCUACACUAGAGAGCAUGGCAAAUUCUGAGGAGGUGGAAUCACCCCAAGGUGCAAGGAUAAAAACUUCACGAACUCAUACAAUGAGUCUGCAACAUCGAUCCAUCAACACUUCACCAUUGAAGACAUCGCGUCCAGUGGUUGAAGAAACAGAUGAACCAUGCCCGUCAAAGGAGACCUCAGCACCGUCGCCAAUGCAUGAUGCUUCCGAGACUGCACAUACUGCAGUAAACAGAGAAACCAAUCCAGAUAUCCAUGAAAUCUGCAGGUCUGACACAAAAGAAGACUGUCCCAGAGAUCCAGAACAGAAUGCCAACUAUAAAAUGGUUUCCACCAUGGACUCAAGUUAUGAGAAGACUGAACAGACUGAACCAAACAUCUCAUCUCAGCAAUGUUCGGACAAGAUAGAACCUCAACAGGAAGAAAUGAAUACAGACACUCAGGCAAAAAUGCAGGAUGACACUAGAAGAACGUCACGUGAUCCAGAUGCUGGACAUUCUCAAACAAAUCUCUCAGGAAGGAUAUCACCAGGCACUCGUCUAAGCCAAACUGCCCAGGUACGAGAUUCGAGCUCAAAGCUACCGCUGGAUCUAUCCCACAGCGUGCCUGGGCUCAAUGAUUUAAAGGCCAUGCAAAACAAAGACUCCGGACUUAUCAGAUCCAAAUUUUUUAAGAAGACAGAAAAACCACAGCCCCAUGUGCUGGAGUCCUCUCGAAUUCAAAUAGAUAGCCGGCCAGUGACCCGAGAAAGGAUUGCGUUGAAUGUGAACCUUACAAAUGAUAGAAGACCUGAGAUCAAAGAUGCGUUACCUGUAUCCAAAACUAGAACAUUUCCGACUGAGCUUGUCAAAACGGGUCCCGAAACAGGAAAUGACAAUACUAGCAGCAGCCCUCAUGAAAAGAUAACCCACAAGGACCAUUCAAAUGCCAAGACUGUAGAAAAUGUGGCUGGACAGUUGGAUCAUUUAAAGCUGCAAGCUAAAAAUACAACUAGGGAGAAGUCGAUCUUGCAGAUGAAUAUAAGCUCAAAACUCGAUGCUUCUAGCUUAACUCAGAAGCUAAGUAAACAUUUGAGUUCUGGAGCCGAAUCUUCGCAGAAGUCCAAGCUUGUAUCUCUUGAAAGGCCUAAACUUGGAAAUAUCAUGUCUGAUCUGCGUGCAGUGAGGACCACUGGAGCAAGUAAAGACCAACCCAGUUCUGCAGUGCAACCACAAAUCAGCUCUGUAAUAAGCAAGGAGAUAAAUACCGAACCGCCAGUUAAAAAAGGCUCUGUGAUUCAUCAUUUGGCUCCUAGAGACAGAACACAACUCCUGCACUGCCCAUCUUCUUUAAAGCGAAAAGCUGUUGAUCAGGAUGUAGAUAGAUCACUGAAGCCACAACUUAAACGCUUCUCCAUGUCUCCAAGAGAAAACAGGAAUGUUGAGGAGCUCACACAUAGAGUUGCGCAUGGAAAGUUAGAUAAUAAUACAAUCAAGGAGCCUGUCAAGGAAAGUCCACGGGCUACGUCUCAUCACCAGUUCAUAAACAUGGCAAAUCUGGAAAUCCCGGUCACGGAGAAUGCUGACAACAUAGAGAAAGCUGAAGCAUAUACAAAAGAACUCGACAAUAUCUGCAACAUUCUGAAGAAGAAACAUGAGGAAGCGAAAGAGUUACUUGUUCGUGCUGUAGUGACAUCGUCCAGAUCGACCCAGUGGACUUACAUUAACACGUUGUUGUCAAAGGUCCAGAAAUGUUGACAUUACAUAAUUAGUCCAAGGUACUUCGUUCGUCUUUCCCAUUUUGCUGGUCAAUAAAGAACAAAAACAUAAAAUUUGGAACAUAUUAAACUUUGAUGCUAAACUGAUGAAGAAUUGUGCGUUUAUCUAUUUUAAAAGGAACCAAUUCGUUCUCUCGAACAACUCUAACUGUGAUAUGGAAAAGUUAGAUAGAAAAUACAAUAUGCAAAAAGUUGUGAGAAGAACAAAAAAAGUAAUCAGUGCCACCAUAUUAUAUAACUGAAGAAAGAAAGAAAUCAUGGUCCAGAUGAAUUAGAACCGGUUCAAAUCGGUUUUGUAAAAUAUGUUUUGUUUCAAACAUGUAAAAAGGAAGGCCAAGAUAUAGCCCAUUAAUAUUGGUCUUGUUGGGCCCAAAUUGGUAAAUGAUUUUCUAUUUAAAAAAAAAAAACAAAAUCCGGUACUUCCCCUCCCUCUUCUUGGCGCACAUCCUAACUCAAAUGGCGCGUAAAAAUCCUACCUUCUCUGGUACAAUGAAAUUAUGAAAUAAUAUGAGAUUUUGUAAAAGUCAAAAGUCAAUACUUCUUUAGUUCUUUUAGUAAAAACAAAACCAAAAACAGAAACAGAGAAUCUUCGUAGUUUUUCCUCCACGAGUUCCCUCCAUAACACAGAGCCCUUUUUCAAAAAUUUAGAACCAUUUCUCAAAACUAAAAAAGAAUCCCUCCACAAAAAUGAAAUACACAAAAACUUCAAAACAAAUCUCAGAUCCAUCACUUCCAAUUCUGGUUUAUAGUUCCCUCCUAUUCACACCCACUUCAUAGACAAUCUCUUCAGAUCCUUCUAUCCUCAAUUCAAUCGCUCUCUUCCUCUAUUCAUAUACAUCUCCUCAGUUUCUCUCUCGAGUUCUACAUCAAUGGCUUCUUUCGAUUUAAUUCUUGAAAACGACAACAAAGAGAAUGUCUCACCUUCAAACAUGGCCACCAUUUCUACUAAGCCUAUAGAUUGUUCAUCCAUUGAUAAAGACAAAACCCAAUUCAGAUUCAGAAUAAAAAAAUAUAGAAGACAGCCUCUUCAAGACAUCACCAAUCUCUUUGUCUCAUCACCACCGUUGUCUUCUUCGUUUCUGAUUCGUCACUCUUCGUCCUCUUCGCCAUCUCUAUCAGUUGAUCCCAAGUCCAUGAAGAGAAGAUCUGGUGUUGGUCUCAAGGCUGCUGCUACUACUUCUUCUGCCUUCUCUUGUAGAAAUUUCAGAUGAAUUUUCUUAUCUUGUUUUGGAAUUUGUUUCUAUCAUCUAUAGAUGGGUUCCUUCCCAUUUUUGACUUUUGUAUCACCUUUUUGGUUAUGGGUAUUUAUCAAUACCCUGCCAUUAGCAUUCAUGUACCCACAAACAUACAAG